Culicoides brevitarsis is the source of this 694-nucleotide messenger RNA. RefSeq names its product large ribosomal subunit protein bL17m (gene mRpL17). Gene Ontology annotation, cellular component: ribosome; mitochondrial large ribosomal subunit. The transcript has a single exon. The record is from RefSeq and is a predicted model, not a curated record. Lineage: Eukaryota; Metazoa; Arthropoda; Insecta; Diptera; Ceratopogonidae. Gene Ontology annotation, biological process: translation. Gene Ontology annotation, molecular function: structural constituent of ribosome. The coding region runs from base 93 to 638 and encodes 181 amino acids.
CAUUCGUCUCAUUUUCCAUUCCGAUCGCAUUCAUUUCCGAAAGUCCCCCAAAAAGUCGGAAAAAUCCCUAAAAAUCAUUGAAAUUCAUCAAAAUGAGCAAAGCAGCAGAAGUAACAAAGUUGAUGUCACGCCUCCGGAUCAACUAUCAGUCACGUCAUCGAAAUUUGAAGCAAAUUGACGGACCUGAAGGACGUAUCAACAAGCUCCGAAAGACCGUAACGGGUCUCGUGAAGAACGAACGGAUUGAAUUGCAUUACGCGAGAGCUGACGAGGCUCGUGGUUAUGCUGAACGUUUAAUUUCUGAUGCCAUCCGGUACGGGGAAUGUCAUCGUCCGACAAUGGAGAUGGCGGAUUUUUGGCUGCAAGAGAAGCAAUUGGUGCACAAAUUGUUCAAAGUUUUGGUCCCGCGAUACGAAACUUUUCCUCUUUCGUACACAAGAAUGUGGAAGGCGCCUCGCGAAUAUCCCGGGCACUUUAGAUUGAACGCCGUUUUGGAGUUACGAGGCAACCCGUUCCCCUCAUUGGAACAACCAACGAGUAAAAGACGAAAUUUAUUGCAUAAUGUGCUUCUGGAUGAGGCUCGAAAGCAAAAUACGAUGGAAAAACUCGAAAAAAUCGAAUUAAAUCCCAAAAAUUAGGAUUUUAAGGUCUUUAGUGUAGGAAAUUUGAAUAAAUUAGUCCGUUCGUCGGUGUA